AUGAAGCUGACAGCUAUCCUCGCCGCAAUGUCGCUCUCCUCGGUCGUCGCAGCGGCCCCGGUGCAGAACAAGCCCCGGUACCUGAUCCCAGGCAUCCCCUCUCCAAUGGACAUUAUCGAGAAGAUGUAUCCUAACUCUGGAAUCCCGAGGCUUGCGGGAAAGGUUGAGAACGAGUUGCACAUCUCUUUGAGAAUUGAAGAGUGUAAUGCAGACAUGCAAUUUUAA
This is a messenger RNA of Penicillium cinerascens, 225 nucleotides long. RefSeq lists its product as uncharacterized. Bases 1 to 225 code for a protein of 74 amino acids. The transcript has 2 exons. NCBI's taxonomy places the organism in Eukaryota, Fungi, Ascomycota, Eurotiomycetes, Eurotiales, Aspergillaceae. The record is from RefSeq and is a predicted model, not a curated record.